This is a messenger RNA of Phlebotomus argentipes, 6984 nucleotides long. RefSeq lists its product as uncharacterized. Gene Ontology annotation, molecular function: serine-type endopeptidase activity. Gene Ontology annotation, biological process: proteolysis. Lineage: Eukaryota; Metazoa; Arthropoda; Insecta; Diptera; Psychodidae. The transcript has 14 exons. The record is from RefSeq and is a predicted model, not a curated record. The coding region runs from base 193 to 6903 and encodes 2236 amino acids.
CGAACGAUCGUCGGCAUUCAGUCGUUUGUUUUGCCUCCAUGCGUGCUGACGUGCCGGAGUUCAUCGCUCAGUGAAUAUUAUCAUAAUUGCACUUUACACGGAGAUCAUCUGCCUUUUCCACAGUUCCUUUGUGAUAUUGACACUGGAUGGGCGCUUGGAGUGAUUUACAGCCAAUUUUGAAGUGAAUCAGCCAUGCAUCGGCACUUUUAUACAUCAGCAGUGCUUCAAGUAUCUCUCCUGGUCUUGAUCUUCUGUGCUCCAGCGAAAGGUCAAUACGAGGGUGACUCAUGCACACUGGACAGCGACGGCUCGGCAGGAAUAUGUACAUCGAUUAGAAACUGCCCUCAGGUUCUGAACAGUCAAAAUGCCACUCCGCAGCGAUGUGCCUUCAUUGGAUUCGAUGAAAUUGUGUGUUGUCCAGCACAAUCUGGCCCAUCAUUCAGCCAGACUCCGUCCAUCUCCACAAACUUCGCCCCUGCAUCUCAGUCAAACACCCCCAACAAUCCCAACAAUCCAUCUUUUGGCAGCAGUGAAGAGUCUGGAUUCGUCAAUAUACGCGGCGACGACGGAACGGACAGGAUAAGCAAGAGAAAAUGCGACGAGUAUUCCAAAUUGACCACCAGCAAGUUCGCCUUUGUGCCACUCGUGAUUGAUCCUCCUGUUUAUGAGGUGGAAGUUCCUCAGUGUGAUUACAGCGUGCCGCUAAUUGUGGGCGGAGAAGAAGCUAAAUUGGCGGAAUUUCCCCACAUGGCGGUUCUUGGGUGGGACAGCGAGAGCGUAAGUCAGGUCAUCGAAUGGAACUGUGGCGGUGUCCUGAUCUCUGAAGACAUGAUUCUCACCGCGGGUCAUUGCGCACAUUUCCGAGGAGUCCCACCAAAGUACGUCCGUCUCGGAGAUCACAACUUGGCAGAGGCUGACGAUGGUGCUGAUCCUCAGCAGUUCACCGUGCGAGAAGUGAUCAAGCAUCCAGAAUAUCGACCACCGGCGACGUACAAUGAUAUCGCCCUGAUUCGGAUAGAAGGACGACCGAGAUUGAAUAAGUUCGUGAGACCGGCGUGCUUGUGGCAAACCGCCAAUAUCAACUACACUCAGUGUGUGGCCACUGGAUGGGGGCAGAUUGACUUCUCGGGUCCCAAGUCCGACACCUUGCUCAAAGUCACGCUGGACAUCAUCUCCAAUGAUAAUUGCUCGCCUCUCUUCGACAUCAAUCGAAGGCUACGCCUGGGCAUUGUCGAGACACAAAUGUGCGCAGGCUACUUGGACGGCGGCAAGGACACAUGCCAGGGUGACUCAGGUGGACCGAUCCAGGUGGUGACGCCGGGCAAUAUCUGCAUCUUCCACGUUGUCGGCAUCACGUCGUUCGGCAAGUCCUGCGGCGGAGCGAACACGCCAGGAGUGUACACGAGGGUGUCAGCAUACUUAGACUGGAUAGAGUCCGUGGUGUGGCCGGGGCAUCGAUGCGCAACAGGUUGUUUGUGUCUGAUUAAAGGCAUGUGUUUCUCGUGGGGGGGAACACUUCCCGAAAAACCGCUUCAGCCGAGCAACAUUAGUGGUCGAGUGAUCGUCAUGGCGACAGUUGCCUGGUUAGUGCUCGCGAGUUGCUUGCUCAAUGCAGUGCAAUCGAAGCCCGAGCGCGGCUCGAUUAUAUAUCCCAAGGAUGAAUUUCCACCGGAGAGCAAUUGUAUUCGUCAUUCCGCGGAUAAAUUCCAGUUCUGCGCCAACAGUCCCACAACCGAUUGCCCAUCGCUGGAUUUGGGACAUGGCAGUGCCUUUGGACACGCUCUCCUGGGAGAGGUCUUCGAGAACAAGAGGAUUGUGUGGAGAUGCGCAGGAUCACUCUUGGCGCCUCAAUUCGUGAUCACUUCUGCCCACUGCAUCACCAGCUUGGACAACAUCAAACACGUUCGCAUCACUUCGAGCGCCACGGAGACAAAUGAAGUCAAAUCAACUGAUGUCUCAAUCAAUCACACAAUUCUCCACCCGGCUUAUCACGCCAAGAAGCUCUACUUUGACGUGGCCAUUGUCCGUCUCAACAGAUCAGUGACGAACUUUCAACCGAUGUUCCUGCCCACGUCUGACCUGAUGAAUCAGACAUUUUACUUGACAGGAUGGGCAAAAGCCCAGCGCAAUGAAUACAAUGUCGCUCUUGAUCCAAUGGAGAUGAUCACAAAUGACAAGUGUUCAACUUUUUUCCAUCUUCCUGAGCUGAGAAAUGGCAUUCUGGCCAAUCAAGUGUGCGGAAAAAUUCCUGAAAAGAGCUACAUAAAGCCCUGCACAGGUUCAAUCUUGAGAUCACUCGAAACCACCACACACAUUUUGGUGGGCAUUCCAUCAUUCACCUUCGGUUGCACCAAUGAGCGGCCCCUCGUCUUCACCAACAUCGUCUUCUUCUCACCCUGGAUCAGGACAAUGGUGGAGAACUUCUGGUCGCAUUGUGAGGUGGCCGAAGCAUCCACAGCGAUCUCGUCGCUUAUUCAGUGCAAAACUCUCUCAGCACUUAGUGGAAAAAUGAUUAUCGUGACGCUGUUGCUAGUUCUACUACAAAUAUCUCUCAGUUCUUUGACUGUUGGCCAAGUCGCCUUUUCUCCCCUUAAAGCUGACAUUCUGUUUCGGGAUGACUCCCCAGAGGUGGGCAGUGAAUGUCAGAAAUCCGCAGGAAGUGGCAUAUGUGUAUUCCCCGACAAAUGUCGCGUCACCGCCGAAAUGAUCAAUAUGGGACAGCCAGAAAUUUGCUUUUUCCAUCUCCAACGAAUACCAGUGGUGUGCUGUCCCAAUGCGAACUUAAUUAGUGAUACGCCCGAACCUGUGCCACCUUCGCCUGCUGCACCUGUGUCUGUUGCACCAGUGCCUGUUACACCAGUGGCGACGCCCGUUUCAUCUUUCCUGGAUGAUCUUCCUGCUUCCACAACUUCCAGUUCUUCAACCACAACAUCUUCUACAACCACCACCCCUUCAACUACCACGACUCCACCUCCCGAAACGAGUACCAGCAGGGUCACUCAACCAGCGAGAAGAACCACUGCUUCUACCAAACCCUCCCAAUCGUCUGAGAGUCCAACAGAACAUCUCUCAAUGAGACUGAGUGAUAAGAAAUGCAUAGAGUACUCUCAGAACUACACAGGGAAGGAAAAGCUCUACUAUGGUAUCGUCCAGGGAGACUUUGCGGGUAUUAGAGAGUUUCCUCACAUGGCAGCAAUUGGAGCGCAAGAUCCAGGAGGAAGUGACAUCAUUUAUUACUGCGGAGGAAGUCUUAUUAGUGAAAAAUACAUUCUAACAGCCGCUCAUUGUCUCACGAGAGGCAGUCCAUCGACUGUCCGUCUGGGAGAUCGCGAUCUCUCAGCAACUGAAGACGAUGCUGAUGUCAAGGAGUAUGAAAUUGAUAGAGUAUUUGUUCAUCCUCGCUAUCGCAGUGCCUCUGUGUACAACGAUCUGGCACUACUGAAACUCACUGAGGCAGUCAAAUUCACACCCUACAUCCGCCCAACUUGCCUUAACACCUUAAUGAACCCCAAUCAAACGGUUCUAAUAGCCUCGGGUUGGGGACACACUGCAUUUGGUGGAAAUGAGUCGGCAGUGCUGCAAAAAGUCCCCCUGGAUGUCUUCACAACUGAGCAGUGUGCCACUCAUUACACACCACAAAGAAGACUCGCUGAUGGACUGCAAGAGACGCAGCUUUGUGCAGGAUCAAGCAGUGACGGGAGAGAUACUUGCCAAGGGGAUUCAGGUGGACCCCUUGCAUACUCCAAAUAUAUUCCUGAGAUCAAAACUAGCAUGCACUAUUUAGUGGGAAUUACAUCCUUCGGCAAGAGUUGCGAAUGCGAGGAAUAUGCGAAAUAUGCGAUCGUAGAGAGCUUCUUCACCCCACUAUUGCUGGAUGGGCCCACAUUUUCCGUCGGUGUGGCUGAAUGCAAAUAUGAUAGUCCAUUAAUUGUGGGCGGGGAAGAGGCUCAAUUGGCUGAAUUUCCUCACAUGGCUGUGGUCGGAUGGAACAGCAGCAGGGAUAGUGAUAUUGAGUGGGGCUGCGGAGGUGUUUUGAUCUCUGAGGACGUCAUCUUAACAGCCGCUCACUGUAGUCUUAAGCAAAAACCAGAGUAUGUGCGACUUGGUGAUCACAAUCUUGUCAAGGAUGAUGAAGGAGCUGAGCCUCAGCAAUUCACAAUCAAAGAGAUUAUGAGACAUCCAGAAUUUCACGUGCCGCAGAAAUACAACGACAUCGCUCUUAUACGCAUUAGAGAAGCAGCAAAAUUGGGAAAAUUCGUGAGACCAGCUUGUCUUUGGCAGUCUGAAACUAUCAAUUAUACACACGCGAUAGCCACUGGUUGGGGUCAAAUAGAAUAUUCUGGGCCUAAAUCUGACGUUCUUCUGAAAGUAGCACUCAAUAUCACGUCCAAUGAGAAGUGCAAUGCUCAGUUUGAUAUCACUCGAACACUCCCCAAGGGAAUUAUCGAGUCUCAGCUGUGUGCGGGCUUCGAGGGCAGUGCAAAAGACACUUGCCAGGGUGAUUCAGACGACACCAAUCAACUGGGCAGCAAGUGUCUUCGUCAAUCCGACGGGAAGUUGGGCAUUUGCUCCAAAAUUAAGGAUUGCCCUGGCUUUCCCAAGGGCACGGUCGCCAAUAUUUGCGAUCUAACCGCUCAAACUGUGUGCUGUGCUCUGGAGAACCUCAACAUCACCGGAGAUCGCACGCAACCUGGGAACCAGAUCAAGGUAGGUGUCCGAGGCAUCCACACUAGUCGGCUCUCUUAUUUUGUCAAGAACGCUCAUGAGACAUACAUGAGAAUGUAUCAAGUUGUGUGGUGGCUGUUUAUUUUUCCAUUUCCUCCCAGUGCCGCGCAAGACGGCAUUGUCUUCAGGGAUGACUCGCUCGAUGUGGGAAGUCCCUGCACUAAUCCCUCGGGCAGAGGCACUUGCAUGUUUCUCGAAAACUGCGGCAUUUCCAUCCGUGAAAUGUAUAAUCGUCAGCCAUCGAUUUGCUACUUCCAUCAGCAACGCAUACCCGUGAUUUGCUGUCCCACCGACAACGUUAUCAAUCUCAACAUCAACAUAAAUGUACAGCAAACUCCACAGACGAUACAGCAAAUACCAAUUAUGAGUGAUUAUCCUAAUAUUCCAACUAAUCCUCCAUCUGCCUUUCCUGCAUUUGCAACUCCAGCAACUUCUACUCCUCCAGCCACUUCUGCCCCUCCAGCAACAACCACCGAUCUCCCCAGACCACAAAGUGUAGUUCCAGUUAUUUCCAAUAACUUCGCUGACAAAUCUCCAGAUUCUCCCACUGAUUCACCGAGUGUUUCGAGUGGAGUUUCUGACCUUUCGGGCAGUUCAACAGCUCCCACGCUUCCCCAAUUCCCUAUUGUCUCCAAUGAAAUUCCAUCUCAAGUUCCCGCUACUUCAAGUGAAAGUUCAAACAUUUCAGGCGGUUCGGCUGAUGAUCAAGUGCCACCUGAAAAUAGUGUUCCCAAACCAGCGGAUAAAAUACCUCAACCAUCAAUUGAUUCGCCACCAGUGCCAAGUGAUUUCCCGGGUCUGUUGAACGAUCUCGCCACUACCACGCCUUUCCACGUAGAUCUGCCAACUGAUUUUGAGAAUGAUAGUCCCGAUAGCGCGAAUCUCUUGCCAUCAUCAUCGGAAACGAGUGUUCCCAAGCCAGCGACUACAACACCUGAACCAGCAAUUGAUUCACCACCGGUGCCAAGUAAUUUCCCGGGUUUGUUGAACGAUCUUGCCACUCCGGAUGGCGUGGAUAAUCUCUUAGGCAAUGCCCCAACCAAAGAACACACAACUUCAAGUCCCUCUGAAAUUCCACCAAUCGACAAUGUUUCCAACUCCUUGGGUUCAGCAAGUGUUCCGAGUGUCGCCAACAAUUUCGGUGAUCUCUCAACGGACAGAGAUUCGGCAAGUGUUACUCCCACUUCUGACCUUGACUUCCUUACACCCAUAAACAAUAUCACGCAUAAUAUCACAUUUGACCCACCGGACAGUACUCAAGUAUCAGUCGAAGCGACAACCACGGUGGAAACUCCUCGCGUGAUAAGAGUGAGCACGCUAAAAUGCAGAGACUAUUCACAAAAUUACACAGAAGACAGCAAUAAAGCCACCACAAAGCCAGUCUCCGACAUUGACACUGUUGACGGAGGUUUUUCCGUGCUCGGGGAAUUUCCCCACACGGCAUCAAUUGCGGCCGACGAUCCAGAAGACGAGAAUGGACUGAUCUUCUACUGUGGUGGUACUCUUAUAAGUGAAAGGUAUGUGUUGACUGCUGCACAUUGCUUCGUGCGAGACAGUCCAACAACCGUUCGACUUGGCGGCUUGGAUUUGGACACCGAUCAUGAGAAAAACAAUAUUGUGGAUCUUGGCAUAGAAAGUGUGUCCAUUCAUCCUAAUUUCCGCGCCAAAGCAGUGUAUGACGAUCUCGCACUGAUCAGGCUCAGUGAUGAUGUGAUAUUCAAUGACAUUAUUCGACCGGCUUGCCUCAAUGAUCGCGAGAGUUCCAAUGGUCCAGUAUUGACGACGAUUGGAUGGGGAAAUGCAGCGUAUUCAGGAAGAACAUCGAGAGUUCUACAGAAAGCGCGCGUCAAAACUGUCCCAUUGGAGCAAUGCUCAGUAUUUUAUCCAUCAACACGAGGAUUUACUGAUAGCAUAGUAAAUACACAAAUAUGCGUAACCGCAAAAUCAAGCGCAAGCGUAGCAAAUCCUUGCAUUAGUGAUUCUGGCGCAACACUUUCAACUGCCAUGUGGGACGCAAACAUCUCCGCCAAUAUAUACCACGUUAUUGGACUAAUGUCCUAUGGAAGGGGUUGCGAAAAUACUGCCCCAUACGUUUUCACUCGAGUCUACUCAUAUUUGGACUGGAUCGAGAAGAUUGUGUGGAAUACGACGGACAUUUCGCAGUUAAAUAAUAAUUAAAAAUAUUGUGCUAUAAGUAAUAUUAAGGAAUAUAGUCUGGCGAAGUCAUGAGAGAAUAAAACAAAGAAUGGUCAGUUAUUA